Messenger RNA from Molossus molossus (Pallas's mastiff bat), 1746 nucleotides. It is a transcript of the gene ATP1B3, whose product is annotated as ATPase Na+/K+ transporting subunit beta 3. The record is from RefSeq and is a predicted model, not a curated record. NCBI's taxonomy places the organism in Eukaryota, Metazoa, Chordata, Mammalia, Chiroptera, Molossidae. Gene Ontology annotation, molecular function: ATPase activator activity. Gene Ontology annotation, cellular component: sodium:potassium-exchanging ATPase complex. The transcript is spliced from 8 exons. Gene Ontology annotation, biological process: intracellular sodium ion homeostasis; intracellular potassium ion homeostasis; sodium ion export across plasma membrane. The coding region runs from base 162 to 968 and encodes 268 amino acids.
AAGAAAGACAAGAAGUCCUUCAACCAGAGCCUGGCCGAGUGGAAACGCUUCAUCUACAACCCGACCACCGGAGAGUUCCUGGGGCGCACCGCCAAGAGCUGGGGUCCAUGAAGUGCCAUUUUCUCAAUCACCUGUUUCCAUUAUGGGUCAUACCUCAGUAAAUGCUCUGCUUUGGAGAUCAGACACCAUCUCAUCUUGGGUGUCUGACUGUAGGGGUCCCCAGAGGUUUGAUCUUGCUCUUCUACCUUGUCUUCUAUGGGUUCCUGGCUGCACUCUUCACAUUCACAAUGUGGGUUAUGCUUCAGACUCUGAAUGAUGAGGUUCCAAAAUAUCGUGACCAGAUUUCUAGUCCAGGACUUAUGGUUUUUCCAAAACCAGUGUCAGCGUUGGAAUAUUCAUUCAGCAUGUCUGAUCCAGACUCCUAUAAAGGGUACAUUGACGACCUUAAGAAGUUUCUAAAGCCAUAUGCUUUAGAAGAACAGAAGAAGAAGAAUCUCAGAGUCUGUGGUGAUGGAGUACUCUUUGAACAGAGUGGUCCAGUUUACGAAGCAUGUCAGUUUCCUCUUGAUUUACUUCAAGCAUGCAGUGGGGUGAAUGAUCCUGACUUCGGCUACUCCAGUGGAAACCCUUGUAUUCUUGUGAAAAUGAAUAGAAUAAUUGGAUUAAGGCCUCUAGGAAGACCGCGCAUAGACUGCACUGUUAAUUCUAAGAGUGGAAACAAAACAGCUCUAUCAGCUUAUCCUCCCCAGGGAAACAUAGACUUAAAAUAUUUUCCAUAUUAUGGGAAAAAACUGCACGUGAGCUAUCUACAGCCGUUAGUUGCUGUCCAGCUCAGCUUUGGUGCUAGCAGUACCCCAAAAGAAGUAACAGUCGAGUGCAAGAUUGUUGGAUCACCCAACCUGAAAAACCAUGAUGAUCGUGACAAGUUUUUAGGACGAGUUGUGUUUAAAAUCACAAUGCGUGCAUAGUUGGAGUUAGAAUAUGUUCACAGAGUAAAUGUUGUGUUGUCUGUCUUCAUUUUGUAUCAGCUGGACCUGACAUUCUAGAAUUACGAGACCACCUGAGAGAGGUGGGGUGGUACAUGACACUGCGGUAACAUUGUAAUGUGCUUCCAGGUCGUAGUGUUCGGUGUCCUCUGAAGUAACUGCCUGUGCCUCUGCUGCCUUUGGAACCAUUGCUAGUCACCAGACGGGGACUGAACACCUGCUUCUGAACAUGGGGUCUUGUCCUAUUUUUUUAUGUGGUUUAAUUGCCAGGUGUCUAAAGCUUAAUGUGCUGUGCCAUGUAAAUAUUUUAUAGAUUUAACACUGGUUAACUGUCAUAUUUUGAUGCCAGCCAAGAUUUAGGGGUGAAAUGGUACCUGACCAACAUGCAGUGACUUUACAGCUGCAAAACGUGUGUGGAGAAGUGUGUGUGUGAAGAGGAAAUAAAAUAAAAGCGAAUUUGAAAGGUUAUCUUGAGUUUUUUGUAAAGUUAUUUUUUACAUGCUGAAUUAGUGUGUGGAUCUUUUUUAUUAAGAACACAAACUGUUUAUUGUAAAACAUGUAAAAAAGAAAAAGUAGUGAUGGGAUUAUAGUGCUGGGGCUAAAUCUCUUAAUGAAAAGUAUUUUAGACCAUAGAUGAAACAGCAUUUUUAGGUUACCCAGUAUGAAUAUGCACCUAAUUUUUUAAUGAAAUUAAAUUCCUAAGAUUUAAAUUGUAUGAUAGUUUGUGAAAUAUCUUGUUACUGCUUUUAUUUAGCAGAUU